This is a messenger RNA of Trichoplusia ni (cabbage looper), 3188 nucleotides long. It is a transcript of the gene TfIIA-L, whose product is annotated as transcription initiation factor IIA subunit 1. Bases 411 to 1400 code for a protein of 329 amino acids. Gene Ontology annotation, cellular component: transcription factor TFIIA complex. Gene Ontology annotation, biological process: transcription initiation at RNA polymerase II promoter; transcription by RNA polymerase II. The record is from RefSeq and is a predicted model, not a curated record. The transcript has a single exon. Lineage: Eukaryota; Metazoa; Arthropoda; Insecta; Lepidoptera; Noctuidae.
UCAGUUGAAUCGCCGACCAAUACCAAAGACAAUUUUUCGUUAUCUGGCAAGCAAUAUCUGCUUUUUGUUUGUAGGUUAUGUUUUAGUGAUUAAUUGUCAAAAUUUAUGUUGAAUAUUUUCGUGUAAUUUGUUCAGUUAUAAGGUGGACAUGAACUUAUUUGUUGUAUUGCCUCGUGAAAUAUUAUUUAGAUCGUCCGUUCUAGUUACGUAUUUUACAUCUUUCGUCCAUUUAAUGACUGUGUCGAUCUCGGAGUUUUACUUGACAUUGAGUUAUUGAAUUGAGAUGUGAACACGAAAGUGGAUACGCACUCGUCACCUUUAUCAACAACGUGAAGUUUUCAAACUUAGUACUUUGUAGAUCUGUACAUUUGAGUUUCGUUAUUUGUAUAGUGUAGACAUAAGCCGUCAAGAUGACGAUGAGUCAGUUAUCAGUUAUGAAACUUUAUAAUACAGUGGUGGACGACGUGAUAGCCGGAGUGAGAGAUUGCUUUCUGGACGACGGUGUCGACGAACAAGUGUUACAAGAAUUAAAGCAACUAUGGAAAACCAAACUUCAAGCAACCGGGGCUAUGGAUCCACCACAGCCCGAAGCACAAAUACCGCCCCCUCCGGUAUUACAGAACUUUCAAAAGGCCAAUGGUAACAAUGUGGUGCCCAAGAAAACUGAUACAUACAUGGGCCAGCAAGGCUCAAGCCAGAACUCUGGUGUGGAACAUGGUGCUCCAGUGUCAAACCUAGCUGGUGCUCAUCCACAUCAUGUGCUUGACCCCAACAACAAAGUGCCUGUGCAGCUUACCUUGCCCGCACAGCCUGGGGUACCAGGCUCACAACCUCGCUCAUUUACUAUCCAAAUUCCUGCUUCAGCACUAAAUGGUAAUAAGCUCCAUCAAGUGCUUACAGGCCCCAUAAUUAACGCCACAAUAAGUUUACCUCAACCUCUAGCUGCCACGCUCCUCCAGCAACACAUUAACUCUGCAUUAGCCGGGCAACAGAAUGAAUUUGACGGAGGUGGUGGUGGUGGCCGCAGUGGGGCUGCACCCUUCUCUUUAGAUGGUGCUCUGGACUCCUCCGAUGAUGAAGGCUCCAAUGUUGGCGAUGGGUCAGAGGAUGGUGCUGGUGAUGAUGACGAAGAUGAGGAGUCAGUUGAGGAGCGAGCAGAAGAGGAAGAGGAAGAGAGGGAUGAGAGUGGAGGAGCAGAAGAGGAACCUCUUAACUCUGGUGAUGACGUCUCUGAUGAGGAGCCUGGGGACAUGUUUGACACUGACAAUGUGGUAGUUUGUCAAUACGAUAAAAUUACCCGCAGUCGUAAUAAGUGGAAGUUCUACCUUAAAGAUGGUAUCAUGAACUUAGGUGGGAAAGACUUUGUCUUUCAAAAAGCUAAUGGUGAUGCGGAAUGGUGAAAAUUUCCUAAUGAUGAACAAAUAAGCUGUGUGUAUUUUUAUAGAAGGUGUAACUUGUUGUAUCUUGAAUGUUGGAAGGUAACCACUAGGGAAUACAAAGACAAUGGUGAAGUACUGGCUCACGACCCUAAUGCUCACUGGCUCCGAUCAUAGUUAGACACCAGCUCUAUGUAAAUUAUAUUAAUCAUUUCUAUACCAUUUUCUGUUCAAAUGCUAUUACUCAAUAAAAUAUAACUAUUUUAGAUAACCUAAUUAUAUAAAAAUGUUUAAUUAUUAGUUGAUUCAAAUAAAAAUACUUGUUCUGUGAUUGGAUUGUAUAAUAAAUAUGUAAUUAUGUAAUACAUCAAUUGUUAGGCAGUCAUACCAAUUUUAACUUACCAAAUCUUACAAGAUUUUGUAUAGUUAGGUUGAAGCCAGUGUUGCUAUACUUAUUAUACAAAUGAUUACUAUGUCAGAUGUUGGAGUGGGUUAAAUGAUUUUUGAGCUUUUUAACAUUAGUUAUUUUCAAAAUAGAAGGUGUGUUGUACAUUUUGAUUGUGUUUUUGCUAUUUUAGCUUCACAUAUAGUUGGUACAUAAACCAAUCAUUGUAAAAGUAGAAAUCUGCACUAUGUAAUGUAUAAUAUCUAAGUUUUGUGCCAUAACAAAGCGACCAUUUAGAAUCAAAAUUACAAGAACUGUGUAUUAACUGCUUUAACAAAUGGUGCCUAAUUGAAGAUAGUGUUUCAAGACUCUUUUCCUUCUUUUAACAUAAACUAUUGCUACUUUAAAUCUAAUACAAUUUGUGUUGCUCAGUGAUGAACACACUCAAUAAUUAAUCAUUGUCACAAUAGAUAUUAUAAAAUAGUGAUGUACACACAAUUUAUUCCUUUUACUAUUAUAAGAUUUCUACUAGAUUGUUCCCUAUCUUGUAUUAGACACCAUUUUGUGAUAACAAUAGGUUUCAUGCUACAUGUAGUGAUGUAUGUUUGUACUAUUGUUUACCCAAACAGAAUUAAUUAUGUAUAAAAUAGUUAUCAUUUGGUUGUGGUUGUAGUUAUACUUUGAUUGGAAUAGAAAUAAUGCUUUUAUUUUUUAAUAAUUACCUGUACCAUUGAUUCAUGAUAUUCAGCACCAACAUAUUACAAUGUUAUAUUUAUGUACUAUUUAAUAAACUACUUAGUGAAGCUGGUAGCAUCUAUGUAAUAACUAGUGUGAUUAUUAUACUAAGCCCAAAUUAUUAAGUAAUGUGUACACAGGUGUAUCACAUAGUUUCAUAAAUUUUGUUAAUAGAAUAAGUUGAGUUUUUACAUCCAAACAUUACUUUGUAAGUUUCUUCAAAAUAAAAAUAGUUCAGUUAAUUACUGGAAAUGUAUAUAUUUUUUCUUAAAUUGUUCAGUAUUUAUCUAGAAGUAUUUCCAUAUGAAACAUAAUGUUCAUUCCCAAAUAGGUCAAUUCAUAAAUAUUCCAAAAGGUAGUUUUUAUAGAAACCUACUCUGUACCUUGGUAAACCUUUGAACAUCCUCAAAUUGAACUCACUAACUUUAGGAUGUCUUGUCGCUAAGUUAUUUUAUUGUGAUAUCUAUGUUAAUAAUGCUUUGUUUUUUAUUAUUCAUAAUUAGUGGGAUAUUGAAAAAUUAUUCUAAAUUAAUUUGUAAUUUAAUGAUCUAUAAAAAUAAUAGUAUACAGCGAGUUCCAUCUGUCUAGUUAAUUCUCAAAUAGGUGUAAUAUAAGUUUUCUUAUGGUUUGUUUCAACCCUUUAAUAAAACGUUUGAUGAAAGUGGUAAUUAAAAUAAAUAUGUUGCAAAGUA